This is a messenger RNA of Colletotrichum orchidophilum, 1578 nucleotides long. RefSeq lists its product as uncharacterized. Bases 1 to 1578 code for a protein of 525 amino acids. The transcript has a single exon. NCBI's taxonomy places the organism in Eukaryota, Fungi, Ascomycota, Sordariomycetes, Glomerellales, Glomerellaceae. The record is from RefSeq and is a predicted model, not a curated record.
AUGUCUACCAUCAUGGAGCCUCGAAUCAUUGCAAGUCAGCUUCCGCCUGGUUUGGAGAUUGCUAUUCCGCCGGGAGGCAAGCUGCCUCCUCAGCAGCCGAGAGGCACUUACGACAAGAAACCUCUUCCGCCGCUGCCUCCUCUUCGGCCGGGAUUUUAUCGCCAAGUUUCGGCCUUUUCUGUCAUGUCAGCCAUGUCAGUCACCUCAGCUGUGUCAAUCGAAACAAAAUCGACAACAAGGAAUUCUUCGAGGUCGCGAAGUCGUGCUAGAACAACGCCAUCACCGCCCCCAUCGAGAUUGGAGCCUAGUGAGAGGCCUGAGACAAUUGAGAGACUGGAGAAUGAGAUCAGCACAAUUCUGAUCCAGCACAGCCCGACAACUAUAUUGCCUGUAUCACCAAGAUCAGAACAUAGGAGUUGCUCGCCUCAGAGUCGUCGGCCCGAACCGGAAAUCAGAAAGCUGGCCGUCCGACGUCUCUCUACGCCAAUCACAAGCCCAUGUACCCUGCAUCGAUCGUCGGCGAAGAUCAAACAAAUAACUGGGUUGGAUGUUGACUUUAAUGGCUUCACCACAACUCCCACCCGACCACCUCGAUCACCUUUGAUCAAGGAGACGCUGAUGCCAGCUACACCCGACAAAUCUAGCAGUGUUCAAAGCACAGGAAAACCUAGUUCGGAGAAACCGGCAUCGACGUCGGAACCAGCUCGAACACUCAGCCUGAUCGACGAUUACGAUGAUGAUUCGGAACCCGAUAGUAGUGAAUGGGACUUCAGUCCUAGUUCACGGAGGCAUAACCCAUCGUGGAUACCCGCGUCUCCGGUGCCGCCUCGGGUAGAGAUAUUGGAUUUUGACGAAGCGAGCCCGCGUCGUCGGGACUCCGAGAUCGGUUGCUUGAGGUCGCCUGGCAUGCAUCACUUUGAGACGCUGCCCGCACGACGAAAUAAUCAUAUGGAAGUCAGUUACGUGGGAGCCAAGGACCUCUACCACGCGACGGCAACAUCGAUUGCGAACUCGGCAAAGAAGACUGCGGUACCUUCACGAGAUAGCAUCGAGUCAGGGCGGAGCUCUAUCCGACCGCCCAAGAAUAGGCUGAGCUUCGCAGCCAAGGUGCUUCAAUCCGGUAGGAAGCGGCCGCCUACGGGCAUCAACACAACUCCGCAAUCACCAUCAUCGUUAGACUCCGCGACGGGUUCUACGGUGGGUAAGCAGUCUUUGGGGUCGAUUCAUCCGGAUAUGCACGCACACUCAAUGGACGACGACCGGCUGCGGGUCAAGUACUCGGACGCUCUAUCACGCGUAUUCAGAUGGAGCGGCGAGCACAGGAGGGUGGCUUCGGAAGGCGUGUCGCCAAACGACCUGCCGCCGACGUCAGAAGCUCGCAGCACCGCAUCGGCUCCGGUGCCCGAUUCACCUACGCAUCCUGGACUGAAGAGGAUGGGUAGCCGGCGUUCGGUGCAGGGCCUGGCAGCUCAGUUCAAGAGAACUGCGAACUCGAUGGUCCUGACCAAGGAUGAGCGGCGGAGGGAGAAUCUACGACAGAGCAUCCGGGUGAUACCGGAGGGUAGUACACUAGAGUAA